CGUUAAUUUACAUACCGACGGCCGGGCUAUAUAAGCUGGCUGUUGUUUCCAGCGGAGAACAUUUCUGAGAAUAUUCCCUUCGAGUUUACCAGCUAAAGCUCCUUCAUCAUGAGGCUGUAUCUGCCACUUUUUGCGGUGUGCCUCACUGCAGUAUUCGCUGCACCAAGUCUGGACCGUGAACUAGAUGGCCAUUGGGAGCACUGGAAGAAAUGGCACAGUAAAAAAUACCAAGAGAAUGAAGAAGGGUGGAGGAGAAUGAUUUGGGAGAAGAACUUGAAAAAGAUUGAGUUGCACAACAUCGAACACUCAAUAGGCACGCACACUUAUCGCCUGGGAAUGAACCACUUUGGAGACAUGACCCAUGAGGAGUUCAGGCAGGUCAUGAAUGGCUACAAGCACAAGGAGAGGAAAUUCAGGGGCUCUCUGUUCAUGGAGCCCAACUUCCUGGAGGCCCCAGCCCAGGUGGACUGGAGAGAGAAAGGAUACGUCACCCCUGUUAAAGAUCAGGGUCAAUGUGGUUCAUGCUGGGCCUUCAGCACCACUGGAGCCAUGGAGGGCCAGCAGUUCAGAAAGACUGGCAAAUUGGUGUCCCUCAGUGAGCAGAACCUAGUGGACUGUUCCCGUCCUGAAGGUAAUGAGGGCUGCAAUGGAGGGCUCAUGGACCAGGCCUUCCAGUACAUCAAGGACCAAGGUGGCCUGGACUCGGAGAACUCUUACCCUUACCUUGGAACCGACGACCAGCCCUGCCAGUAUGAUCCCAAGAAGAGCGUAGCUAAUGACACUGGCUUUGUGGACAUCCCAAGUGGAAAGGAGCAUGCUCUGAUGAAGGCUGUAGCUGCUGUCGGCCCAGUGUCUGUGGCCAUUGAUGCUGGGCAUGAGUCCUUCCAGUUCUACCAGUCAGGCAUCUACUACGAGAAGGACUGCAGUAGUGAGGAACUGGACCAUGGUGUUCUGGUGGUUGGUUACGGAUUCCAGGGUGAAAAUGUAGAUGGCAAGAAGUACUGGAUUGUCAAGAACAGCUGGAGUGAGAACUGGGGAGACCAAGGAUACAUCUACAUGGCCAAGGACAGACGCAACCACUGUGGCAUUGCUACCGCAGCUAGCUACCCGCUGGUAUAAUGGGAACAGAACUCUGUUACACAGAAGUGGUUUCAGAAGAGCCAUCAUUAUCUCCUCAGUAUACUUUUACAAGAAUCUCCCCUGCACUGUUGCUCAGUGGAGUGCACCAGCCAGUGCAGCGAUGAGCUUGUCAACUGGGAUAAAGGAAAUGUAUUACAGCUUGAAUAAGGCUGGGGCAUGAAUGAGUUGCCUACAUGAGUGUGCUGUAGGUUUUUAUGUGAUGAACACCGGUUUUAGGGAAUUAAUGCAAUUGUUAGAUGAUUUUACUUUCUUGCACCAUGUAAAUAUGUUCAUUUUGAAGAAUUGUUACUUACAAAAGUAACACUUUUUUCCUCGAUUUUAAUUAAACCUGUGGAAAUGAGACAUGAAA
Molecule: messenger RNA, 1489 nt
Organism: Pygocentrus nattereri (red-bellied piranha)
Lineage: Eukaryota; Metazoa; Chordata; Actinopteri; Characiformes; Serrasalmidae
Gene: ctsla
Product: cathepsin La
Exons: 8
Coding region: 109-1119 (336 amino acids)
Biological process (GO): immune response
Cellular component (GO): lysosome
Molecular function (GO): cysteine-type endopeptidase activity
Source: RefSeq, a predicted model, not a curated record